Messenger RNA from Trematosphaeria pertusa, 1003 nucleotides. RefSeq names its product Phosphoribosylformimino-5-aminoimidazole carboxamide ribotide isomerase. The record is from RefSeq and is a predicted model, not a curated record. The coding region runs from base 64 to 843 and encodes 259 amino acids. Gene Ontology annotation, molecular function: 1-(5-phosphoribosyl)-5-[(5-phosphoribosylamino)methylideneamino]imidazole-4-carboxamide isomerase activity. The transcript has 3 exons. NCBI's taxonomy places the organism in Eukaryota, Fungi, Ascomycota, Dothideomycetes, Pleosporales, Trematosphaeriaceae. Gene Ontology annotation, biological process: L-histidine biosynthetic process; L-tryptophan biosynthetic process. Gene Ontology annotation, cellular component: cytoplasm.
CCGACAUCGCCAUCCAAAAAUCUCUCCAUCUACGACCGUCUCAAUUCCGGCUUUACAGCCACGAUGACGCGCUUCCGCCCUUGUAUCGACCUCCAUGCGGGCAGCGUGAAGCAGAUUGUGGGCGGGACACUCUCUACGAUCUCCGAUUCCUCUCUCAAAACGAACUUCACCUCCGAGCACCCCUCUGCAUACUACGCCGACCUGUACAAGAAGCAUGGCUUGACAGGCGCACAUGUCAUUAUGCUCGGUCCAGGCAAUGACGAGGCAGCGAAAGAAGCAUUGGCUGCGUGGAAGGGAGGCAUGCAGGUUGGUGGCGGUAUCACAGAGAAGAAUGCGCGUGAAUGGAUUGAGAGGGGCGCUGAGAAAGUAAUCAUCACAUCCUACCUCUUCCCCGACUCCAAAUUCUCCAUGGAGCGAUUAGAAGCCGUCCUCCAAGCCCUCGAAAACGAUAAAGAGAAGCUCGUCAUGGAUCUUUCGUGUCGGAGAAAGGAUGAUAAGUGGUUCGUAGCCACGAACAAGUGGCAGACCAUUACCGAGUUUGAGCUCAAUCAAGAGUCAAUAUCUCUCCUCGAACCGCACUGUUCCGAGUUCCUCAUCCACGCCGCCGACGUGGAAGGCCUACAGCGCGGCAUUGACCAUGAGCUCGUCAGCAAGCUCGCCGAAUGGUGCACUAUUCCGGUCACAUAUGCGGGCGGUGGUCGGUCAAUCGAGGAUCUCGAGCUGGUGAAGAAGCUUAGCCAUGGAAAGGUCGAUCUUACUAUUGGCAGUGCUUUGGAUAUCUUUGGAGGAUCCGGUGUCAAGUUUGCAGAGUGCGUGAAGUGGAACCAAGAGCAGAGGAUGUGAGAAGCGCUGAAUGGGUGUCAGCCUUGAGCACAGAGAGAGGAUAUAUGUGAACGGUUAAAGCAAGAACCCAAAAGCUAAAGGCUUGAGAGUAGCCUCAGUAUAUGCCCUUUCCAUCUCCUCAGGCCUAACGUCAUGAAUUUGUUCGCGAUACGGGCGCCCG